GCUGGCAGCUGGCCGCCCCCAUCACCUCGCUGCUGAAAAUGAGGCAGCAUUCUCCAUGGCAACCGUGGACCCUCCAAGGCUGUCGCAGUUAAUCCCCAUGAGCUUACUCACUCCCUACUUCUUCUGAGAGGGUUUUACAAGCAGCACCAAUGCCCAGGAAUUCUGCCCAGGUCGCCACUGGGUCUGCUCUUUAUCGCACAGGAGGAGGACAGCGCACCGAGCCAGAGCAGGCGAGAGGAGCCGCGAGGGCAGAACGGCCGGCCCGGCUCAUCAGGUACUGUAAGCUUCCCCACCUUUCACCGGGUCCAGCUCAGCUCUGGCUGCAGCUUUUCGCUUGUGUUCCCUGCGGCUCGGUCGGUCUGACCCGCAGGCGGCGGAGUGUGGGCGGAAGCUGGGAAAGUGCUGGUGUCUGUUGUUGCUGCUGUUUUGUCUUUGAUGACUCAGGGAUCAAGCAGAAUGAUAUAAACCUUUGAUUUGCCCGGUGCUUCAUGCAGAAAACAUACGACAUGCACUCACUGACAUUCACAGACACAUAGACACAUAGAACUACUGUCUGUGAAGCUCCGUCUGUCUGAGUCAUUGCACUAACUAAACAAAAGCUGUUUCCUAGUGGAUUUUCCCCUAGUCCCCCUUUCAUGCCCCCUUCUCUCUGCUGCCUGCUCUCUCUCACUUCCCUGCACUAAUCCUCUUGUUGUGGACUGAGGGGCCCCAGCUUUGGCCGACCGCUUGGCACCGUUGAAAGCUGCUUCAGUUAAAGCCUCCCCGUCUUGUACCACUAUUAUUACCGCCUCCUUCAGCAACCACACGUCCAUGGGUCUUCUGUUUUUAGAAGCGCUCUGUUCUCUCCCCGCCUGCUUCUCUCUCCAUCGCCCUCUUGCCUAGUUCGCAGCACCAUGGACUGCAGGGGAGGCACUGCCCUUUGGCUGCUGUUGGUUUGUCUGGGGACCGUCGUGGAGGUGAGGGGCCGGGGCCGCGGAUCCCUGCAGGAGGCUCUUAGAGCCCUGGACCUGCCCCUCGGAGCCGGAGGAAAGCCUCAGCUGCAGAAGAACCACACUGGAGUGCUGAUCGCUGCGCUUCUUCGGGCCGUGAACUGUGCAGGACGGACUGGGACAUCUCAGGACGUGUGUGAGAAGUGCCUGACACCAGACACGGCCCUCUCUGUGCUGGAGGACGACGGCAGGGCUUUUCUCACUGAGGAGGACUACCAGCGGAUCUCGACGGUUCUGCUGUACUACAUCGUUAACCUGCAGGACCUGUGCGUGUCCAACGCGGCCUCCCCUUCCUCACGCUCCUUUUCCUCGGCGGGGAACUAUCAGUUCUACCUUUUGGCCCUCACCAACCUACACCCAGGGGAGGACGGCCGCCUCCUAUCGCCUGCUGAAACAGAAAGCAUUUUGCAGGUCAUCAACCAGCACUAUGAGCCCUCCAACCAAGAAACAUCCUCCGAUGAGAAGUGCAUUGAUGCUUCUCGUCUCCUGGACGAUGUCGGCGUGAAGGAACCUCCGGGUGCUGGUGAGUCUUCUGUGCCCAGACUGGCUGCAGACAUCAUCAGCCACAUCCUGCAGGGCCACUGCUUCCGGAGGAGGAGCCUGCCGUCGCCUGCGUUUUUUACCGACUACAUCUUUCGCUCCCUGAACUGCACAAAUAGCCUGCAGAUUCUAGACUUGGAAGAGCUGCUUCAUCUGCUGGGUGUGGGCCAAGACAGAGCAACGCACCCUGAAGGCAGAAGGAGGCGGAGCAUCACGGGGCGGUCCGGGCAUCAGAGCGACUGUUGCAACCAUGACGUGGCAGCGAUGAGCAGGGACUGGGCCCAGGUGUGUUUUUCAGCCAGCCAGUUGGUCGAUAUUUUCGCUUUGGAUCCUCAUUUGCCAAUUUCCAAGCAGCACUUCAGACAAAUUUGCCCGGCCAUCGUUCAGCAGUUGCUAGGCAAUGCCUGCGAGUCUGCAGAGCAACAAACAAGAGGAUCUCCGCCCACUGCUCUGGAGAAGUACGGCUACAGCACGGCUGCUGUGCUGCUCAUCACGGUGGGCUCCAUGUUCGGCAUCUGCUUGGUCUUCUUCAGCUCCUGCCAGGAGACCUACGCGCUGGUCCUGCAGCUGUUCGUGGGCCUCGCAGUGGGAACUCUGUCGGGAGACGCACUCCUGCACCUCCUGCCGCAGGUCCUCGGACUCCACGGCGACGCGCGCGGCCACGGCGACGAGCACUUCGGCGAUGGAAGGAAGAGCCUGUGGCUGACAGUGGGCGUGAUCUCUGGGAUCUACAGCUUUUUCCUUAUUGAAAGGAUAUUUUCCUUUUUUGUGCCUCAUGGCCAUAGUCAUGCCGGUGACUUUUCUGUGGAGCUCACCUGCAACGGUGAGUCACGGAGGGGCAAGUCCAUCUCCACCAUACAGCUGGGACCCGUGGACGACCUGGAGUGUACAGAAGUCUCCCCUGAACACGUAGCCACCACGAGGCCUUCCAAUCAGAGACGAGGGGUUCCUCUGCUGGCUGUGAUGGUAACCGUGGGAGACAGCCUUCACAACUUUGCAGACGGCCUGGUCGUCGGGGCGGCCUUCUCCUCCUCGGCCGAGACCGGCAUGGCCACGACCGUGGCCAUCCUGUGCCACGAGAUCCCACACGAGAUGGGCGACUUUGCGGUGUUGCUCAGCUGCGGGCUGUCAGUGAAGACUGCCGUGCUGAUGAACCUCCUCAGCGCGCUGACGGCCUUCGUGGGCCUCUACAUCGGCCUGUUCGUUUCCUCAGAGGCAGAAGUGCAGAAGUGGAUCUUUGCAGUCACUGCCGGCCUUUUCCUCUACCUGUCGCUUGUAGAAAUGCUUCCAGAGAUGAGCCGAGUGAAGACCUACCGACCAUGUCUCGUGUUUUUCCUGCAGAACCUUGGCCUGUUGAUGGGCUGGACCUGCCUUUUGCUUCUCGCCCUCUUUGAACACGAACUGAAAUUUUAAUAACAAACAUACAUAAAGCACACACACACACACACACACACACACACACACACACACACACACACACACACACACACACACACACACACACACACACACGUACAGUAUGUGGCACGUGGUCAUUAUUAUUCUCUUUUGUGCACAUCUAGCGACGUUAUGAUAACAUUCAUGUUGUAGUCUCAGCACUGGAUGGUAAAUAUUUACUGUAUGAAUCCUUUUUGUACAUGAUGAUUUAUUUUUGUAUCUGGAAAAUAGAUGUCUAGUUUGCCCUUUUAAUAUUAUUCGGCAGCUUUAUGUGAGGAAGCUAGUUAGUUCAGUUAAAGGGGAAGUCACUACACACAUGCUCAAUGAAUGAAUGAAUUUAAAGAAGAUCGUUUGAUUCCUGUCUUUGAUCUUUAAUUAAACAAUACAUUCCACCA
Betta splendens (Siamese fighting fish) is the source of this 3361-nucleotide messenger RNA. RefSeq names its product zinc transporter ZIP12-like. The record is from RefSeq and is a predicted model, not a curated record. Gene Ontology annotation, cellular component: membrane. NCBI's taxonomy places the organism in Eukaryota, Metazoa, Chordata, Actinopteri, Anabantiformes, Osphronemidae. Bases 894 to 2942 code for a protein of 682 amino acids. Gene Ontology annotation, biological process: intracellular zinc ion homeostasis; zinc ion import across plasma membrane. Gene Ontology annotation, molecular function: zinc ion transmembrane transporter activity. The transcript has 12 exons.